AUGCAACAACAACAGAAUCCUGUUAGACAACCUGAUACUCAGUCUGAUGUUCUUAAUCAAUUCAUGACUGAGACGCGGUCUUCUAUUAGAAAUUUGGAGACUCAGAUAGGGAAAUUGGCUACUCUUAUGGCCAAUCAUGCUCAAGGUGACCUGCCUAGCACAACGGAGGUUAACCCAAAAGAGCAAUGUCAGGCUAUUACAUUGAGAAAUGGAAAGAGGUACGAAGGGCCAAGCAAAGAACGAUCAGUUGAAGACAAGGGUCAGGAUCAACAGGCACAGGCACCGACACAAGAGGAAAAGAAGCACAGUGAGAAGAAGGCUACUGAAGGUAUACCAACAAAAGAAGCUUCGCCACCAAUUAGUAUUAAGCAUCACAUAAAGAUUCCCUACCCCCAAAGGCUCCGUAAGAACAACAUGGACAAGCAGUUUACUAAAUUCCUGGAAGUAUUCAAGAAACUGCACAUCAACAUUCCAUUUGCGGAGGCCUUAGAGAAAAUGCCGAGCUAUGUCAAGUUCAUGAAGGACAUCUUGUCCAAGAAGAGGAAGAUGGAGGACUUUGAAACUGUGGCAUUGACGGAAGAGUGUAGUGCUAUACUGCAAAAGAAGCUCCCUCCUAAACUGAGAGAUCCUGGGAGUUUCACAAUACCGUGCACUAUUGGGAGAAUUGAGGGAAUAAAUGCUCUUUGUGAUUUGGGGGCUAGUAUCAACCUGAUGCCAUUGUCAGUUUUCAAGAGAUUGCAACUUGGAGAAGCCAAGCCCAUAACUACAACUUUGCAACUAGUUGAUCGUUCAUUGGCACAUCCAAGAGGGGUAAUUGAAGAUAUCCUUGUCAAAGUGGACAAGUUUAUUUUUCCUGCCGAUUUCAUAGUUCUUGACAUGGAAGAGGAUAGCAAUGUUCCCAUUAUCCUUGGGAGGCCCUUCUUGGCAACAGGCCAAGCACUUAUAGAUGUUUAG
Molecule: messenger RNA, 954 nt
Organism: Humulus lupulus (European hop)
Lineage: Eukaryota; Viridiplantae; Streptophyta; Magnoliopsida; Rosales; Cannabaceae
Exons: 1
Coding region: 1-954 (317 amino acids)
Source: RefSeq, a predicted model, not a curated record